CCGAGAACCAUAUAAAUGUGCCGAUGGUCCCAAUGACUACCUAUUAUACACCUCCGAGUUUGGGCUCGCUUGGUAUGUCCAUCUUAUCUUGUGGCUUUGGAGACAUCUACGACUUAGAUCACACCGACAAUCCAUCAUGGGCUUCACAUUCGACGAGGCCCGGUACUUCAACCGGACCCUCUUUUUCUCAGUCUUUGUCAUCGCCGUGUCGACAUUCAACUAUGGUUUCGACAACCAAGCCUUUGCAACAACGCAGGCCAUGGAUGCCUUCACGAAACAUUUUGGCGAGUACAACGAAGGCACCGGUAAAUAUGCGCUCGACUCCCGCUGGUUGUCCCUUUUCAACAGCUUGAACUAUAUUGGUUUUGCGGCAGGUGUCCUUGUCGGAAGCUUCAUCUCUGCUCGCUUUGGCCGUCGUUGGUGCAUGUUAGUUAUGAGCGUUUACGCCCUCGCUACGGCUACUGUGACCGUCACGUCCAAUACCAAGGAACAAAUAAUGGCUGCUCGAAUUCUGAACUAUGUAUACGUCGGCAUGGAACUAUCGGUGGUUCCUAUAUUUCAAUCUGAAAUCGUUCCUGCUCCAAUUCGUGGGUUGAUUGUCGGGACGUAUCAACUUAGUCUGACAUUGGGAGGAGUGGUCAUAAAUGCCGUGUGCUACGGAACUAGCCGCAUUGAUGACAACAGGGCGUGGCGCAUACCCCUGGGUCUUUUCUAUAUAGUCCCUACAGUCAUCGCCAUCUCGAUAUUCUUCGUACCAGAGUCUCCCAGAUGGCUACUACAGCAAAACAGAGUGGAAGAGGCCAAGCUGAGCCUACAGAAGCUUCGCCAAGGAGCUUUCACGCAAGAAGAGAUCACCAACGAGCUUAAAGAGGUGGAGUUUGCACUGGCGAACGAAGCAGAACAAGGCAGAUUUGCCGAACUCUUUCAAGGCAAAAACCUCAAGCGAACACUCAUCGUCGCGGCGGUCAACUUCUUUCAACAGGCGACUGGCCAGGCGUUUUCGUCCCAGUACGGAGGCGUUUACGUCCGAUCACUGGGCAUUAUAAAUCCUCAACUGUUUACCUUGAUGUCGAGCUGCAUCAGUUUUGGUGUCAUGAUAUGUGUUCUAUUCAUUGCCGACAAGGUUGGCAGACGGAAACUGUUGCUAUUUUCCUCCUGCGUAUUGAUCGCGGGACUCAUUACAAUGGCGAGUUUAGGCGUCGAGGAACCAAUCACGACACCUAGGAUGAAAGGAGUGGUCGCCAUGAUUGUUGUAUUUGGGUGUGGCUUUGCCUGUGGUUGGGGACCAUUGACAUACGUUGUCGUGACCGAAGUUACUUCGCUACGACUACGAGACCAUACUUCUCGUCUCGGGUUUGCCAUCAACGUCUGCUUCAAUUUCGCCGUCAACUUCUCAGUCCCAUACCUGGUAUUCCCCGAUGAAGUGGGCCUGGGUAGUAAGGUAGGGUUCAUCUUCGGCGCAGUUGCGCUUCUCUCCUUGGUCUUCACCUACUUUUGCGUACCGGAAUGCAAGGGCAAGACAUUGGAGCAGGUCGACUGGCUAUUCAACAAUGGUGUCCGACUGCGGGACUUUGGCAAGACGGAUGCGUCGGGAAUGCUAGAGGGAGCCGGCGGGGUCAAGCCUCUUGGUGAUAUCGAAGCUGCCACAUCGAAGACCUUAACCUGCAGCCACGUGCGAAAGAUCUGAGCCGAGGGCGGGGAUGUAACUAGUCCGCGGAUAGGAAGCUUGGACUACGUCACAUUAAUAUGCAUUGUAGCCUCUUUGUACGUAGGAUGUUGUAGCACCAACCAAACGUAUACAAUAUCUGAUCUUUACGCGUUCGCAGGGCUGGUCCACCUCCAAAACCGGUUAUCAAUGUUCUUAGUGGAAUUAAGCAUCUAUU
Messenger RNA from Aspergillus calidoustus, 1883 nucleotides. The record is from the annotation of a GenBank genome assembly. Lineage: Eukaryota; Fungi; Ascomycota; Eurotiomycetes; Eurotiales; Aspergillaceae.